Messenger RNA from Pseudomassariella vexata, 1695 nucleotides. RefSeq names its product diphosphomevalonate decarboxylase. The transcript has a single exon. Gene Ontology annotation, cellular component: cytosol. Lineage: Eukaryota; Fungi; Ascomycota; Sordariomycetes; Amphisphaeriales; Pseudomassariaceae. The coding region runs from base 132 to 1310 and encodes 392 amino acids. Gene Ontology annotation, molecular function: diphosphomevalonate decarboxylase activity; ATP binding. Gene Ontology annotation, biological process: isopentenyl diphosphate biosynthetic process, mevalonate pathway; isoprenoid biosynthetic process. The record is from RefSeq and is a predicted model, not a curated record.
CCAACCCCGAAUAUGGGUCGUGAGGGGUCGCAACCUUUGGGCCAUUACCUGCUACGAAAACUUCCAUUUCAUACCUUUGCUCAAGCCUCCUCAUCCUGCCUACCUUUCCUUACAAUAACCUCGCCCUCAAAAUGGCCGACACCAAAGUCUACCGCGCCAGCACAACGGCCCCCGUCAACAUCGCCGUGGUCAAAUACUGGGGCAAGCGCGACCCCAAGCUCAACCUGCCUACCAACUCAUCCCUGUCGGUAACCCUCUCGCAAGACGAUCUACGCACCCUAACCACGGCCUCUUGCUCCUCUGCUUACAAAGAAGACACGCUCCUCCUCAACGGCUCGCCGUCCGACCUCACGGGCGCACGAACCCAGGCCUGCCUCCGCGAGCUGCGUUCCCGCCGCGCCGCCCUUGAGUCUAACGAUGCAUCGCUGCCCAAGCUCUCCACCAUGCCGCUCCUCCUUGUCUCCGAGAACAACUUCCCCACCGCCGCCGGUCUCGCAUCCUCGGCCGCUGGCUUCGCGGCUCUGGUUCGUGCUACCGCCGAUUUGUACGAGUUGCCCGCUUCGCCCACGGAAUUAUCCCUUAUCGCGCGCCAGGGCAGCGGGUCGGCCUGCCGUAGUUUGUUUGGAGGGUACGUGGCAUGGCGCCAUGGGUCACAGGCCGACGGUUUGGACUCGAAGGCCGUCGAGGUUGCGCCGGCGUCGCAUUGGCCGACUAUGCGUGCGUUGAUUCUUGUGGUGUCGGCGGCGAAGAAGGGGGUUAGUUCGACGAGUGGGAUGCAGCAGACAGUCGCCACGUCGGGACUGUUCAAGCAGCGCAUAGCUGAUGUGGUGCCGGCAAACAUGGAGACGAUGGAGGCGGCGAUUGCGGCGAAGGACUUUGCCAAAUUUGCCGAGGUCACGAUGCGGGAUUCCAACUCGUUUCAUGCUACGUGUGCGGACACGUACCCGCCUAUUUUCUACAUGAACGAUGUUUCGAGAGCGGCGGUGAGGGCGGUUGAGGCGAUCAAUGCCGCGGCGGGGAGGACGGUGGCGGCUUAUACCUUUGACGCUGGUCCGAACGCUGUGAUUUACUAUUUGGAGGAGGACAAGGAGACAAUCCUGGGAACUUUCUACCCGUUGUUGCAGGACACUGAUGGGUGGAAGGAUGGUGCAAAGGUUUUCAAGACUAGUGUGGAGUUGGAUGAAGCCGUCGCAGGCCAGUUGAAGGCUGGUGUUAGCCGGGUCAUCAUGACGGGUGUUGGUGAAGGGCCUACGAAAACGGAUGUUUACUUGGUUUCUGAAGAGGGUAAGCCUCUGUCGACUGAGUCAUGAUGCGGUGCAAUUUAGAUAGCUUGGAGUGAAUCCAGGCAAUAGCUAUGUUGUGGAGCAAUUGGGAAGUCUACCAUUCAUGAGACCAGAUGGGGGAUGUAAGCUACUGCUGUAUGCCUCUGACGCGGUAUGGUCAUGUGCUUAUAAAAAGGUCCAGCAUUAACCGGAUUGCUCUUGCAGACUGCAUCAAACCGAGCAGCUGGAGUUGAUCCGUGAGGAACUGGCUGCCAUGGAGAGCAAACGGCAGCAUUUGUUUGCAUGGCCAAGGGGUCAACAUAUCUACCUAUUCAUACUACCUAUGGCCGUUAAGAGGGCGCCUUCUGUUCAAUGCCCACGAUGACGAAAGAUGUGCCUUAUACCGUAUAGUCGAAUGGAAGUAUUUAUAUCA